AAAGAAAAGGAAAAAUAAAAGAAAGAAAGAAAGGAGGAAAAAAAAAAAAAAACAAACCAACAAAGCAAAAGGAAACACUGCCCCGGCUGCGUUUGGCUGUUGGAUGUUUUCCUUUCGUUUUGCGAAGUCCGCUCGGCUCAGAGCUCCGACCCGACGGGACGGGACGGCACGGCACGGCACCGGGCAGCUCAUGUCCCGGCCGAGUCCCGCAUGGCCGCAGCGAGACGAGCCCCCCCCGUGCGGCACCGCCACCGCGCUCCCCCCGGCCUCGUCCGACAGCGACUCCGGCUGUGCCCUGGAAGAAUACCCGGAGCCCCCCGCAGAGCCCGCGCCCCCCGAGGUCCCCGCCUGCUUCGAGAGCCGACCCACAGAUCAACCCCGUCCUGCCGACCGGAGCCUGCUCCGUGUCAGAGCCCUCCUGCAGCAGCUGCCGCCUCAGGACUGCGAUGAGCGGUACUGCCCCGACCUCGAGGAGGAGGAGAGGAAGCAGCUCCGGGCGUUCAGCGCCCGCCGCCGACGGGACGCGCUGGGCCAGGGGGUGGCAGUGCCAGUGCCGGGCGCCCGCCACGGCUAUCCGUGCAGGAAGUGCGGCAAGAGGCUGAGCAAAGGAGACCUCGGGAUUGCGGCAUCGUGGCUGGGAGAGCAGCUCUGGCACCCACCCUGCUUCUGCUGCCACGUCUGCCACCAGCCCCUGGUGGACCUCAUCUACUUCCAGCAGGAUGGGAGGAUCUACUGCGGUCGGCACCACGCCGAGCUCUUUCGGCCUCGCUGUGCUUCCUGCGACCAGCUGAUCUUCUUGGAAGAGUGCAUCGAGGCUGAGGGCCGGCGCUGGCACCCGGAGCAUUUCUGCUGCCUGGAGUGCGACGCACCGUUGUGUGGGCAGCGCUACGUGAUGCGGAGCGGCCGGCCCUGCUGCCGCAGCUGCUUCAACAGCCUCUUUGCCGAGCCGUGCCAGGCCUGCGGGGAACCCAUCGGUGUCGACAGCGAAGAGGCCACACACCAGGGUCUGCACUGGCACGCCUGCGCCGCCUGCUUCUGCUGCAGUCUCUGCCAAAAGCCGCUGCGUGGGCAGCCACUCACUGCCCGCUGCGGGCGGCUCUUCUGCUCCGAGAGCUGCAGCCUGGGCCAGGAUGCGUCCUCUGCUGCCUCCACCACCUCCGAUUCCUCUGACUCGGCCUUUGUCUCAGCACCGUCCCCUGACUCGACACCCGUCUCCAGAGCCAGCCAUGCCACCAGGGCUGGGAGCACCGCGGCAGCUGGGGGCUGCAGACAGCGGGUGGAAAGGGCUGGUAGGGGACCUGAGUGCUCCACUUGCAGGGGGUUGGGAGAGAAAUGGAAGCAAAACCAGGCUCUGGGUACUUCACUGGGGAUACAGCACAUGUGUGCAGCCCCUCAGGGCUGUAGCAGCAGCUGUGGGCUGAGGUUUGGUGAAGACAACCCUGGUGUGCAUCCCGGGACAGCCCCUGCUGCACAGGCAACUGCAGCAAGGCAGGCUCAGCCUUCUUCUCCCUCACCCUUCCUUGCUUGCUUUCUUCCAGAGAUGCUACCAGAUCAGGCCUCUACACAUCCUGCGUUCAGGAGCCCAGAGGACCACGGAGCAGCUGUGGAGAGGAGCAAGGAUUCUGUGUGCACAGGGAUGCUGGAAUCAUCAGCCAGCCACCCGUCCAAUGUUCAGCCCUGCACAGAGGGUCCAUGCAGGCUUCUGGGAGGUCCUGAACCCCGAAUACUGGCAGGGGAUGGAAACCCACGCUUCCAAGUGGGUCUGCCCCCUGCCCGAUCUAGCCCAUGUCUGCAGGACAUUGACCCACAGGAUAUCAUGGAAGAGGACGAUUCCUGGUGUCCCACUUGCUCUUCAUCCUCAGACUCUGACUCUGAAGAGGAGGGUUUCUUCUUUGGGAAACCCAUCCCCAAGCCCGGGAUGAACUCUGUAGGCAGGGAGCCCCAGCGCCUGGAGCAGGCGGGGUGCAGGAAGGCGAAGCUGCGGGGCAGCAGCAAGCACUGCAGCGUGUCCUAGCGCAGGGACACUCGGCAAGCAGGGGUCCCCAGGUGCUGCAGAGGCUGCGGGGCAAGGAGGCACUUUGCAUGGUAUUUGAGCAGAGGGGCAGCAGCUGGGUGCCAAAUGCACCGGGCGGGGGGGAAGGAGGGGAGAGCGCCUUGUAUGGCACUGCCAUCCUGCCAGCACUUGCAGUGGUCUCAAUGCAUUCCAAAGACCUUUUAGACAGCCCUGGCUGAGGUGGCGGAGGGGGAGGGAGAAGCUGCUGGGAUCUUUCACCUGGGAUCUUUCAGCUGCUGGCAAAGCACAGCCUGCAAUUCCUGCUGGCCUCUCCCUCAAUUAGGAACAGGUAAAGCGAGCAGGGAGCGGAGAACCAGCAGCCCGCACUGGGGUAUGGUCUCUGACUGCUGUCUCAGACAAACCCAAAGCCCCAGAGAGCAGCUGUGCUCUGGGGAGGGCAGCCAAGGACUUAGGACAAGGGCAGACACCUGCAUGGCAGCUGCUGCAGGGAUUCCUGCCCAGACUGUCCAGGAGAGAUCUGGCCACCAGGGUCAGAUCGAGACACCACGUGAGAAUCCUCACGUAUAGAGACAUCUUGAAGGACCAGAGCUGAUGCUGCCUCACAUGGAGCUGUAUCCCCUGCCACUGCAGGGAGGAGACCAGUGAGGCAGCUCUGCCACCAUGACAGACGAUGCUCCAAUAAAGCUUGACUGAGACCUGAAUGCAGAAGAGCUGACCCCGCCGGGCCUGUUCCUCUUCAGCCCGGGUUUGCAGCAGCAUUAACUGUGCUGCUAGAGAACUGUUUUUAAUGGGAGCUGAGGGUCCCCAGGGGAGGACUGGGCUGGGGUGUCACUGUGGGACCCCUCCCUGUGC
Messenger RNA from Phasianus colchicus (ring-necked pheasant), 2866 nucleotides. RefSeq names its product prickle planar cell polarity protein 4 (gene PRICKLE4). NCBI's taxonomy places the organism in Eukaryota, Metazoa, Chordata, Aves, Galliformes, Phasianidae. Gene Ontology annotation, molecular function: zinc ion binding. The record is from RefSeq and is a predicted model, not a curated record.